Quercus lobata is the source of this 833-nucleotide messenger RNA. It is a transcript of the gene PNSL2, whose product is annotated as PsbQ-like 2. Gene Ontology annotation, cellular component: photosystem II oxygen evolving complex; extrinsic component of membrane; photosystem II. The coding region runs from base 38 to 625 and encodes 195 amino acids. Gene Ontology annotation, biological process: photosynthetic electron transport chain; photosynthesis. The transcript is spliced from 2 exons. Lineage: Eukaryota; Viridiplantae; Streptophyta; Magnoliopsida; Fagales; Fagaceae. Gene Ontology annotation, molecular function: calcium ion binding. The record is from RefSeq and is a predicted model, not a curated record.
CCACAAUGACACAAUUUCCCAUUCAUAAAAAAAAACCAUGUCCAGCUUCACUAACACAAGCACUGCUCCAAUUCAUGCCCAACUCACCAAACCACACAGACAUGAUCACAGGAAGAAAAGCUCAGUCCCAACUGUCAGAGCCUCAUUUCCUAGUGAACAAAAUGUGAAACAUAGAAGAAACUUUGUAGCAACAUUGUUAGCAACUUCAAUGGCAGCAAUUGGUGUACAUGGCACACCAAUUGCACUUGCUCAGAAUUGGGGUACACGUUCAUUUCUAAAGGAACGUUAUUUUGAGCCAGGGUUAUCACCAGAAGAUGCAGUGGCUAGGAUUAGACAAACUGCUGAGGGGUUACAUAGCAUUAGGUACAUGUUGGACACCAUGGCUUGGAGGUAUGUCUUAUUUUACAUUCGAUUAAAGCAGGCCUAUCUUUCUCAGGAUAUGAAAAAUGUUAUGUCUCUGUUGCCGGAAAAUCGCCGGAAGGAUUAUGUUAAAACUGCAAAUGAGUUGGUGGAUAACAUGAUGGAGCUUGACUAUUUUGUCCGCACGCCGAAAGUAUAUGAAUCAUACCUAUAUUACGAGAAGACAUUAAAAUCAAUAGAUGAUCUUGUGGCAUUGUUAGCCUAGUACAAGAUGGAGUUUUAUGAGUGCUAAAAUGGGGGCAUGGCUGCAGUUCUCAAUCAAUUGGAAACUUGAGAUUUCCAGUCAAUUUAAGGUGAUUACAAGAAAAAUGUUGAAUUUCACUGGACUUUUGUGCUGAACUCUGCAAUUUGUUGAUUAUUAUGUAAGGUGUAGAUUGAAGGAAUAUAUAGUUAUAUACCAUAGCUUAAGAUCA